Messenger RNA from Ceutorhynchus assimilis (cabbage seed weevil), 1406 nucleotides. The record is from the annotation of a GenBank genome assembly. NCBI's taxonomy places the organism in Eukaryota, Metazoa, Arthropoda, Insecta, Coleoptera, Curculionidae.
AGUUUUCAGAAGCAUUUGAAAAGUAGUGAUGAGAAGCGGUGGAGUUGCACAAAUAGAAAGUGCAAAUCAUUCGUGCUAACUUUGGGCGAAAGUGAUAAAGUUUACGGUUAUAAAGCACGAACCGGAACAUUGCCACGAUGCGAAUGUGGAAAGGUUGAACCGGCAAAUUGUUAAUACGAGCUGCAAAAGAAAAGCUGCGGACGACCUUUUUCGAAAAGCCGGCCAAAAUCAUUCGCAGGGUACUUCAAGAAAACCUGCCGUCAACUAUAACUGCAUCGGACUUUGCUGCAAUUCGAAGAAAUCUCUACAACGCUCGAAAAAGAAUACAGUCAAGUUUGUCAAAAAAUACUGAGGAAACUUUAGAUCUUCAGAACGAGUUGGAACCAGACAUGCAAAUCUCUACCAAAGGCGAGCACAGUGGCGUAACGAAAAAAUCGAAGGCAAAUGUGGAUCCUCAUUUUUUCGAGUGUCAAUACAACGCUGCCGAUGAUGGCGCAGUGGCUUCCACGUCAAGGGAUUUUACAAAUUAUGACAACUUUAGCUCCUUGGAGGAAGAAGACGACUCAUACUCAGACGUUCCUGAUUUUUUGCCAGACCUUCAACCUACUCCCGUAGACGCAUCUGUUGUCAAAAUCGAAAUCGAAGAGGAACCUUUGAAAAUCAAAAAUGAGCCUUUGAUAAUCGAAAAUGAUCCACUCACAUCUGAUACUUAUGUAGAACCAACGUUGCCCUUUAUAAAGGAAGAACCCGCAGAGGAGCCAGACCAGAUAGCUUUGAAAAAUGUUGAUCAAUUAGACGAAUCUGAACGUCAAUCGAUUCAAAUGUUUUUCGAUAGUAUGGCCAGGACCGUUAUGAAUUUAUCGCCAUCUUUUGUUAGCAGAAUUAAAUCGGAAGUGCUCCGAGUAGUUAGCGAUAUAGAAAUGGAGGCGAAUAAGAAAAAAAUGGAACAGGAACCAAGCAGAAAAACCGCCAAUGUUAUUGCCGCAAGUGAUGAGACUGAACCAAGGAUUGAAAUUAAAAAUGAGAAUAAUGAAGAAGCAGAGGCCUCAACCAAACUUGACGAACCAGAAUUAUUAGAUCCAGAAUUAUUAGAUCUAGACCAUGACGCAAAUUAUGAACCGUUGGCCAAAAAGAAGAAAAUCGAACAACCUUCGUCAUCAUUACAGGUCCACAGAACUCCAAGAACCCUACACGAACCCGUUGAAACGUUUUUCCAAAGCAUAGCGUACACAGUGAAGUCAUUUCCGCCGCCAUUCGUCUGUAAGGCCAAAGUGGCAGUGCUCAAAGUGAUUUCCAAAAUGGAGGUUGAAGCCUGUAGAAGUCAUCAGAGUGGUUAUACAGAUGGUGGAGGUGGAGGAGAUGAUAGUUCAAGGCCCGAUCUUUUACCAAGUGGUUCGAAUUAUUAA